Molecule: messenger RNA, 7085 nt
Organism: Saccostrea cuccullata (small rock oyster)
Lineage: Eukaryota; Metazoa; Mollusca; Bivalvia; Ostreida; Ostreidae
Product: filamin-A-like
Exons: 40
Coding region: 250-6390 (2046 amino acids)
Biological process (GO): actin cytoskeleton organization
Molecular function (GO): actin filament binding
Source: RefSeq, a predicted model, not a curated record
GGCUCAGGUAAACCGGUUUUGUUAUUAAUUCAUUUAAAUAUGUAAAGCCAAACGAGAAAAUAACUCAAUCGUGAAAAGGGUCAACAAUCCACACCCUGGUGCAGGUAUUUCGUGCACAAAAGGUGGGGAUACGGCGAGUGGUGGCAAAUUGACAGAUAGGACUUGUCAGGGGAACUUUAAUACGGGUCGAGAGAUCAUUAUCCCGCGGGAAGCUAGACCUGUUCAUCACCUACAUCAAAGGAUACCACUAUGGCUUCAUUCCGGGCUCUCUCGAAAGAGGGCCAUGCAGCCAUGAGUAUGCGAGACGGGUCGGACCGAUGGAUUCUGAUUCAGAAAAACACAUUCACAAACUGGGUGAACGAACAGCUCCGAGUAGCUGGGGUGGAGACGACGGAUUUCGUCACGGAGCUGGAAAAUGAUUUUGAUACAGGUGUCAAGCUUUGUUUUCUUGUGCAGGGACUGCAGGGUAAAAAAGUGGGGCGGAUCAUUAAAAAGCCCCUGAAUCAUCAUCAACAACUGGAAAAUGUUACCAUAGCUCUCAAUGCUAUUGCCAAUGACAACGUUAGACUGGUGAAUAUUGGUCCAGAGGAUAUUGUGAAUGGAAACCUGAAGCUGAUUUUGGGUUUAAUAUGGCACUUAAUUCUGCGAUACCAGAUCGGAAAGACGAAAUUCCCAACCAAGAAACUAAUGCUGGCCUGGCUGCAGGCAGUCAUUCCGGAGUGUGCAAUCACAAACUUCACCACCGACUGGAACAGUGGAGUAGCUCUACAUGCCUUGAUAGACUACUGUAGACCUGGACUGUGCCCCAACUGGAGACAGAUGAGUAGGAGUGAUGGGCUAAACAAUUGUAAGAAUGCUAUGGAGCUGGCCAAAAGGGAGUUUGACAUUCCUCUGGUGGUACGGCCCGAGGAUCUGUCAAGCCCCGACCUUGACGAGCUGUCUGGCAUGACCUAUCUCUCCUACUUCAUGAAAGUGGACUCUCCCGGUUACCAUGCCACCAUGAACAUGGUUCGCAAACUGCUGAAAUCGGGGACCAUCAACAACUUUACGUCGGACUGGUCUGAUGGACGUCUGCUCUGUAAUCUCUGUGUGUCGAGUGGUGCUACAAUUCCUGGAUGGCCCAAUUUGAAUGGCAGCCAUGUUGAAGUACAGCAAUUAGGAAUUGAUGCUGCUAAGCGGAUGGGAGUGGAGCCCAUUCUAACAGCCAAAGAAAUGUGUGAUCCUGAGGUGGACCACAUUGGUAUCAUGGCGUACGCCGCCUACUUCAGUCGAUUCAAACCCUUCAGGGCACCUGCUGAAAAAGUGGUCAUGGAUGUUCAGCCGAAAAACUGCUAUAUUGGAAUCAUUUCCACAUUCUCUGUGAGGAUUGAGGAUGACGACAUCUCAUCCAGUGCUAUCCGAGCGGAUCUGAAGGGUCCGGAUUCCAACCCUCCCGUUACCUUCUCCUGGAGUGGUAGAGUAGGCACCGCCUCAUUUACACCACUGGAAACCGGCAUCCACAGGCUGAAUGUUUAUUGUGAGAACCAGUUAAUUGUGGGCUGUCCAAUCUCAUUCAAAGUUUUAGCAGACAGAUCAAAAGUGACAUUUUCUAGCGUUGAUCACUGUGCAGUGGGAAUGAUUACAGAGCUCAAAGUAAAUUCCCAGUACGCUGGGCAAGGUGACGUCCAGGUAGAGGCUAGAGCCCCCGGGGGGAGAGUCCACAACUUACGCACAGUCUACAGAAAUGGAGACUAUGUCAUUAACUUCACCCCCUCAGAAGUCGGUGUCUGGCAGAUAUCUGUCCACUAUGAAGGGGAUCACAUCAAUGGAAGUCCAUUCAACAUCAAAGUGUUUGAUCCCAAUGCUGUCCGAGUCUUUGAAUUGGAAGGAGGAACUGUGGGAAUGGGACUCAACUUUAUGGUGGACACAUCAGAGGCUGGUGAGGGAGACCUAAGGGUGACAGUGACCCACAAUUACCAGCAGGUCCCAGCAUACAUCACUCACCAGAGGGCAGGCUUGUACAGAGUAGACUUCACACCAGAGGGCGCCGGCACUUACAAAGUCAAUGUCUUCUAUAAUGAUAUUGAAGUCAGGGGUUCUCCAUACACCCUGGACAUCGUGGACUCGGGUCGAGUUACGGUCAGUGGCGACGGACUCAGUCUGGUCCCGGUCAACAGGACGGCCAGAUUCGAGGUGGACACGCAAGGGUCAUCCUCUGGCAAGGUCGACGUAGAAAUCACAGCUCCCUCUGGUAAAAAUGUUAUAAAGAAGAUAGAGACAAAGGGAAAUGGAAAAUUUGAUGUGGAAUACACUCCUUUUGAGACAGGUGACCAUCAGAUAAUGGUUUACUUCUGUGACCAGCCGGUCAAGGGAGGGCCGUUCUCCUGCAAGGUGUACGAUGCUGGACAGGUCAUUGUGUCACACAUGCCCUCACACGCCACGGUCAAUCAACCCGUGUCAUUCAACAUUGAUGCUUCAGAGGCUGGCUCAGGGAACAUAGAAAUCAUGGUCAACAAAGGUCGCAUUGCCUGCAAUGUCCAGAACCUGGGCAGUUACAAAUUCCUGGCUUCCUUUGUUCCCACUAAAGUAGAGAAACACACCAUAGAAAUGAAGUUUAAUAAUCUACCAGUUAUAGGAUCUCCAUGGAUUGUUCAAGUGACAGACCCCAAGUCUAUCUCCGUCACGGGCGGGGGCAUAGACUUCGUUCUCUGUAAUAGGAAAACAAACUUUGUUGUGAAUUGUGACACAAAUAUGUCCGAAAAUAUCAGUGUGUCGAUCACAGGUCCCAGUGGUCGUUCUGUACCAUGUGACAUUUCUAGUGGGUCACAAGGUCAAAUAGUAGAAUAUGUACCAACAGAAGUGGGUGACCAUAAGAUUUUCAUAAAAUACAGAGACACAGAGAUAGAGGGAAGCCCCUUCACAGCGAAAGCUUACGACACAUCAGCCAUUACUGUUACUCCUCUACAAGAUGGAAUGGUCGGGUCACCAGUGGAAUUCACAAUUGAUGUGACAAGAGCAGGGGAAGGUCAGCUAGAAAUCAUGGUCAACAACGGAAACCUCCGAAACACAGUAGAGUUGGAGCGUGCAGGUGUAUACAGAAUAACCUUCACCCCCGAGGAGGCGGGGCGACAAUACGUCAACAUAAACUUCAACAGUGAAGGGCUGCCAGGGUCCCCCUUCUCCUGUUUGGCGAUGGAUGCUGCCGGGGCAACCAUUUCUGGUCUGAAGACGGCACUUCCUGCCAACAAACUAACCACCUUCACCAUAGAAACGCCAUCGUCAGCGACAGAGUUCAGUGCAGUGGUAGACAUCACAAGUCCAUCAGGAGAGAAGAUUCCUGCGAAGACGACCCACACGGCUGUAGAUGGGAUGCAUGUUGAAUUCACUCCAAGGGAAGUAGGGCAGUACACCAUCCAGGUAUUCUGUGGUAAGGAUGACCUCUGUGGAGGCCCUCAGUAUGUCAAUGUGUUCAACCCGAAGAGUGUCAUCAUCAACAACAUGCCCUUCCACACCUUUGUCGGGGAAACCUGUACAUUCUUAGUUGAUGCGUCCAAGGCUGGCGGGGGUAUUUUGGAGGUAGCUAUUCUGGCCAAUAAGAAUCACGUCCCCCACACGCUGGAGGAUCUUGGGAAGGGGGUGUAUGAGGUCAGUUUUGUGGGACAGGAAGCCGUGCGACACAGAGUUCAUCUGACAUUUAACGAGAUUUACAUCCCAGGGAGUCCAUUCUGGAUUGAGGUUUUGGAUGAGUUGGAGUUUGUCAUGGAUGAAUUCAGUCACCAGCAGUUCUUCUCUGUCUACCAGUCAGCAGGGUUUACAUUUCAUGGCCCCAGUGGCCUGAGUGAGAAAUUCACUGUCUCCAUUGAAGGUCCCUCUGGAAGGAAAGUGGAUGCUAAGAUUCGAGAAACCAGUGCUAAGACUUAUUGUAUUGAGUUUGAACCCAAUGAAGUCGGCAGCCAUCUUGUUGAGGUGUACUUUAAUGGAGUGAUGUUGAAGAACUUUCCCUAUGUGAUCAAAGUGUAUGAUGUCAAUCAUGUGAGAGUGACCAGACCUGAUAAAGCCAUGGUGGAUGAAUCUGUCCGACUCCUUAUUGAUGUUAGUCGAUCAGGGGAAGGGGAACUUGAAAUGAUCGUGGAAUGUGAUGAAGAAACCAUACCAAGUGAAAUGAAGGAGACAGAGAGAGGAAGGAUUGAGGCUUUCUUUAUUCCCAGAAAACCAGGGCUCCACAAAAUAAGCAUGACAUUCAAUGGAGAUAAAGUUCCAGGAUCACCUUUCAUGGUAGAUGUAGAAGGACAAAUUGUGAAAGAAACGGCCAUUAUGGCAAAGUCAGAAGUCCAAAAAAUGAACAUACAGUCUCGGAAUUUCCGAAUCAACCAACAACAAUGGAUUCUUCUCCAGGCUUUCGGUUCCGGAGUUGAAGACUUUAGCCAUUUUCAGAUCAGCAUUAUAGCUCCAAAUGGAAACAGGAUCCCGGCCAGAAUCAUGUCUCAGGCAGACGGCAGCUUUAAGGUGGAGUGGACCCCAACAUCUACAGGGCGCCAUACAGUGGAGGUGCAGUAUGCGGGACGACAGAUUGAUGGCAGUCCGUUCUAUGUGGAUGUAUUUGACCUGGCCAUGAUCAGAGUUGAACAUUUCAAACAGGGUGGAAUUGGACAAACAGCUUCCUUUGACAUUGACUUCAGUCAAGUGGGUGUUCAGGACUACAGUGUGGUUAUUAGGAGCCCCACAGGAAACAUUAUAGACUAUAAUUCUACCAGCUCUUACUCUGAUGUGAGGAAGGAGAUCACUUACGUACCAACAGAGGCAGGACAGCACGAGAUCUACAUCAACUACUGCGGGUUUGAACUUCCAGGCUGUCCGGUCAUUCACACCAUUGAUGAGGGAGGUCUGCCCUCGGCCUCCGGCCCCGGUCUGUACAAAGGUCAGGAAGACAAGGAAGCUGUGUUCUAUGUGGAUGUGGGCAAGAGGAGUGGAGAUCUGGACAUCAAGGUGGAAGGACCUAACUCUAUUGCCAAGACAACAGUAGAGAGAGCUGGGGAGAAAUUCAUUGUGAACUAUACACCAGUAGAGGUGGGCAUCUUCAACAUCGGUAUUCUGUGGAACGGAACUCCUAUUCCAGGAAGUCCAUUCCACCCUAAGGUGUUUGAUCCCCGUAAGGUGCGGAUCUCUGGUGGGUGGGCCCAGUAUAUGGAUGGUAACGAGCGCGUUGGUCUGGUGGUGGGGGAGGAGAAGAGACUGGUAUUUGACAUCUCUCAGGCCGGCCCAGGAUCUCUAAGGGCUGAGGUAGUUGGACCUGGCUCUACAGUCCCCGCUACUGUCACAGACAGCUAUGGUCAGACAUUAGUGGCAUUUGUUCCCAGGGAGGAAGGAAACCAUUACAUUCAUCUCUACUGGUCGGAUGUGGCCCUCCCGAAUUCUCCGUUCCUCGGCUACGCCGUCCCAGCAUUCUCUGAUGCCAACAAGGUCAUCCUGACUGGGCGGGGCUUGAAGGAGGCUACCGUCCGCGAGGAGGCGGAGUUUGUGAUUGACGGAUCUCAGGCUGGACCAGAAUAUCAACAACCAAGCAGUGCCCCAGAAGUGACCUUGACUGGAGUAAGAGCAGAGAUCAAUGUCAAGGUCGUCAAUUUAGGCGGUGGCAAACACAGGUGUACCUAUGUCCCAGUGGUGCCAGGGGCAUAUCUCCUCAACAUCACAUGGAAUGGCCGACAGCUCAGGGGGUCACCGUACAAAGUCAAUGUCAUGGGAACGUUCUACCCCAAUAAGGUCAACGUGUCAGGUGAAGGUCUCCGAGGAGGAAUUCUGGGUAGAAGUAUGGACGUGGCAAUAGACACGAGGAAAGCUGGCCCAGGCGAGUUAACAGCAUACUGCAUGGGUCCUUCUAAAGCUUCAUACUGUGAGCUACAAGACAACCAUGAUGGAACAUUUAUACUAAAAAUCAAACCACAGGAACCAGGCAAACAUGUCCUACAGGUCAAAUAUGGAGGAGAACAUGUCAAUGGAAGCCCAUUUGUGUUGAAAGUUAAUGCACAACCUGAUGCUAGCAAAGUCAGAGUUACGGGCCCUGGUGUGGAACAUGGUAUCCUAGCAACAUACCAGAGUCGAUUUAUCGUGGAGACAAGAGGAGCCGGAGCAGGACAAUUAACUGUCAGGAUAAGAGGUCCCAAAGGUGGAUUCCAGGUGGAGAUGUACCGUGACAGUCAGCGUGAUCGUACGAUCCUGUGUCGGUACGAUCCCACCGAGACCGGACUCUACAUCAUCAGUGUCCGUUGGUCCGGAGUCGACGUCCCCGGGUCUCCGUUCCAAAUCCACAUAGUGGACACGCAGCAGGAAUUAGAGCAAAUCCUUCACGACCAAUCCUUCUCUCAUAGCUCCGUAACUCCACGAUCUUACGCUCAGUGGAGGGAAGAGAUCUAAACAGGUGUGGAUCUAAAGAGGUGUGGACAAUAUUAAUAUGGACAGUAGAGACCAGAUCAUACCACUACAGCAUAAUAUUGUGAGAUUAUACAGAAAGUUGUAUUAGGUUUAUACUUGAUCUGAAUUUUAAAUAUUGAAUUUUUGAUAUACAGUUAAAAAGUAUAUGUGAUAUAUAUUUAAUAUAUAUACAUAGAGAUAUAAGUGGACUGUUUCUACAUGAUAAAAAGUCUUCAUUGUACGUACGCAAUUUUCACAUUCCAGAUUCAUAAUAUUGUUUAAAAAUCAAAAAAACUAGUGCUACACAUAUGAUAUUACUCAUUGAUUUUUAGGAAUUUUCAUUUUUUAUUCCCCAUGCAAGUGUUAAAUGUAUUUAUAUACCCCCUCACCUGGGCUCAGGUAUGUGUCUAGGAUGGGUCUAAGAUAUUACCAUAGAUAAUCUCUAAACUGUGUCACUGUAAUCUACUUCCUUGUUCAGAUGCUAAAUAUCCAUACAUAUCAGAUGAGUAAUGCAACCUUUAUGAUAUUCUUAUGUCCUGUAAACAUAUCAAAGUGCAUUUACUUGUCCUCUAUAUAUUCAUAUUAUGUUUUCUAAAAUGAAAUAUAUAUUCUAUAUACAUAAGCAUAUUGCUAUUUACCAAAUUUUUUUCUUGUUAUAGCAUUACUUUUUUCAUAUUCAAUAAAGAAAUGAGAUUUUA